GCUCGGAACUGUUGAAAAGAUUUGCCUUUUGAAAGUAGAAAAAAAGUUAUAUUUUUAUUAGACUUUUAUAAGCAUGACCAUUUUGGGACCUAAAAUUGUUUUGUUUUGUUUAUAUUAAAGUGAAUGUAAAAAAUAUAUCUUUUUUAAAAAUAGUACAAAAAUGAUACUGAUUGGGUAUGGGACCGUAAGAAAGUAUUGCAAUUAAAAGUAGAAAAAAUAGUUACAUUUUUGAUUAUACGUUUACAAGCGGGACCAUUUUGGGGCCUAAAAAUUAUAUUAAAUUGAAUAUUUUUUUUAAAUAAAAGAAAUGCAUCGUAUUUUGGUAACAAAGUGAGAGAAAAAGCUAAAUAUUACAAAUCUCUCAAAUUAUGCAACUGCAUUAACCACAAUAACGGAAAAAGUUAUCAUACUGUAUAUCUGUAAGGGAUUUUAUUUUAUUAAUUAAUUGGUCAGGUAUUUCUUUAUUAAAUAGCGUAUAAAAGAAGACAAAAUAGAGGUAGUUCUUCAAACGUCGGCCCAUAUAGAAAUAAAUAUGCCGCACCUCCCCUUUAAACAGGCUGUUGUGGGUUGUCGGUGAGUCUACACCGUAGACCACUGUGGCCAGGCCAACAGGCUAGCAGUCUGACCUACGAGCUGCCAGCCACCUACUAGCAAACAAUGGUUACAUUUCUGACUUAAAAGUUCCGUAAAAGACAAUAGAUGGUUAAAAAAUGUGGAUUUAAGAUAAGCGGAGAGCCGUCAAUGUAAAGAAAGAGGAUCCAUGGCAAAGUGGCUGAAGGACUACCUGAACUUUGGCAACCGGCGUGACCCCCCGCAGCCCCCGAGGCCCGACUACAGCGAGAGCGAGAUCCUGCGCGCCUACCGAGCCCAGAAGGAGCUGGACUUCGAGGACCCGUACCAGUGCUCGGACAAAGAGCAGCAGAAUGGCGGUUACGACGGCGCCAAAGUGAGCCUGCCCCUGUUCCCAGCGUUUGGUUCCACCUUAUCUAACGGUGCAGAGGUCAAAGUGCUGUCCCCCAAACACAGACUGAUUAAAGUGGACUCUCAGGAGUUCGGCCACUGCAAGAGUCCCCUGAGUCCUGUCACUGUUCAAGAGGAGCCUGUGCUGCCCUCCGCCCCGGUAGCACCGGACGCCGACACAGACUACUCUGACCCCUUCGACGCCCGCCCAGACCCACGGACCCGACCCAGCUGGGCGCCCAAAUCCUCCCCAUCGGACUGUUGCAGCUACAUGGAGCCGUUUGAGGCUCAGCAGAUUAUUUCAGAAAUGCAACGUAACAAGUGUGCCAGCGGGAGCGUCGGCCAGCUGUACGACAACCCGUACGAGGAAAGAACCCGUCAGCAGGCACGCGUUGCGCCGACUGCACCGCAGCAGCAGCAGCCCGCCCACAGGCUCGACGCCGGGCUUUCCCCCGUCAGGGAGAGCAGGCUGCCCCAAAACGAUGAGCGGCCCGCCGAUGAAUACGACCAGCCGUGGGAAUGGAAGAAGGACAACAUCUCCAAAGCUCUCGCGGUUCAGUUCGAGGGCGCCGAGAGGGAACGUUCACGCAUCCAGACGGAGCAGAGCAGGAUCGCAAAGAGCGGCGGCUCGACCACGUCGGUGGACUCCAACACUCUGCGCCUGGUCUGUGACGCCCUCCCCCUCCUAGGAGAGAGAGUGGACCCCUUCAUGCCGCUAGAAAGACAAGUAUGGUACCACGGAGCCAUGAGCCGCUCCGAGGCCGAGACUCUGCUGACUCUGUGCAAGGAAAGUUCCUACCUGGUGAGGAACAGCCAGACCUGCCGUAAUGACUACUCUCUCUCGCUCAGGAGCUGCAAGGGCUUCAUGCACAUGAAGUUUACCCGCUCCGCCGACGGAUGCUUCGUGCUUGGGGAGAACAGCCCGCCCUUCCCCACCAUCCCGGAGGUUAUCCACUACUACACCACACACAAGCUGCCCAUCCGAGGGGCGGAGCACAUGUCCCUGCUGUACCCCGUCAUCGUGCAGACGCUCUGACAUCUCUCGGUGCUACUGAAAACACGAUGUUGCUCCGUAUUUACUGUACCAGCUCACCGCCUCGUCCCGAUACACACUUUCAGCAGGCAGCUACAAUCCAGCCCGGUGCCUCAAGACUCAUUUUCUAGUCUUUUCUCUUGGACUUUUACAGCCAUUACAAUGUUUCUUUUGGCUUUAAUUAACGAGAAAAGACCUAAAGUAGAUCCGGUUUGAGUAGAAAACUACUAUGCUUCCCAUCCUGUAGGUAUUAGCGACCCAUGUAGAGGACUUCUUAAAGGCACAGUUGAGGGUUUUCGAAGCCUGUGAAUGUCAAAAAGGAUGCCUGCUGCCGCUCAGCAAGCAGGACAGCUUUAGUGAAGUAUUGAAAGUCUUUGUGAUCCUGACCUUUUUUUAAAAAAUAUAUACAGUAUAGCUUUGUUUUGUUUUAUAAGAUUUG
This is a messenger RNA of Dunckerocampus dactyliophorus (ringed pipefish), 2432 nucleotides long. RefSeq names its product SH2 domain-containing adapter protein F-like. Lineage: Eukaryota; Metazoa; Chordata; Actinopteri; Syngnathiformes; Syngnathidae. The coding region runs from base 761 to 1996 and encodes 411 amino acids. The record is from RefSeq and is a predicted model, not a curated record. Gene Ontology annotation, molecular function: phosphotyrosine residue binding. The transcript is spliced from 8 exons.